Messenger RNA from Naegleria gruberi, 1002 nucleotides. RefSeq lists its product as uncharacterized. The transcript is spliced from 2 exons. The record is from RefSeq and is a predicted model, not a curated record. Bases 1 to 1002 code for a protein of 333 amino acids. NCBI's taxonomy places the organism in Eukaryota, Heterolobosea, Eutetramitea, Acrasida, Naegleriidae.
AUGAAUCAACACUCAAACGAGGAGGAGGACUCAUUUUCCUUACUCAAUACUUCUCAUACUGUUGCUGCUGAUAUUGAUGAUGAAGAAGAAGAAUUUAAUCAUUCCGAUGAUGAAAGAAAUGAUUGGAUUAAAACUAAUAGAAAAUACACAGAGAAGGAAAUAAUGAUGAAUAAUGGUGAAAGUGCUAUUGUUUAUUUGAGUGGAUUGGAUUCUAGUUUGGAUAAAAGUUUGCUGGAAACACUUUGUGUACAUAUUGAGGGUUUGAUUGGACCAGUGGUGGGAAAAUCGAAAAUGGUUCAACAUCCGAAUUUUCCAAACCAAUUUCAUAUAUCAAAGAGUGCUCACUUUAUGGUGGGUGUGUUUAAGGAGAGGAUUGAUCAAAAGAAGAGUGAGAUUCGAGAGAAGAAAAAGGUAAUUUCUCAAUCGAAUGGACAACUUUCGGAGGAAUAUAGUUUCUUGUUGAUUCAGGAAUUGAUUUCAAAACAUGUGAGUGCUGUGGAGGAUCAAUCGGGUGUUUUUAUUUAUUGUUUGAAUAGAAUGUACUCAAUUAUGCGAAAGGAGUUUGAAAAUAUUUCUACAAGUAGAAAUAGGAUGAAAAUGCAAAAGGAGCUCAGUAUGGCAAUCAAUUAUUUUGUUCAGAUCUUAUUACCAAAUGUAAUUUUGAAUGAAUUAAUUGAUGACUGCUUUGAUCCAUUUGAGGAAGUACAAAAAACCUACAAUUUGUGUUUCUCCUUUCUGGUGCCACAUGUAAAUAAUCAAAUAGCUCACACCCUUUCUAAAACAAUGAUGGAUUGGCUACUCUCACUGGAAACUGAAACAAUUUACAAACUCUCCAAAGAUAGAAAGUUGUUCGAUUUCUUUGUGAAUGCUAUUCCUCUUGCACCAACAGAAAAUAAUACCAAAGUAUUGCCAGGAAUACUAGUUGGAGAAUGUUCAUAUAUUUAUCCUAAAUCAUACAAUCUAUCAAACAAAUUGAAAGAUCCAAUAAGAAUAUUCAAAUAG